GAAUGGGACUUGACACAAGAAAUGUUGCUGAAUGAAUCAGAGGGUAGAGAGAGAAAAAGGGGCAGCCUAAUGUACAUUUCUCGGCGGCUCGAUGGAUGACAUCGAAGCCAGAAGCACCCUUUUAGCGGAAAAAUAAUCUUGCUCGAGGCUUUGUAUCCUCGGUUUUGUUCCCGGUUGUUGGUACACAUAUGAUGGAACGGGCGAUGGAGCAACUAAACGUACAGCUGAACAGGCUGACCCGCUCUCUGCGUCGCGCCAGGACUGUCGAGCUCCCGGAAGACAAUGAAACCGCCGUCUACACACUCAUGCCAAUGGUUAUGGCUGACCAGCACAGGUCGGUUUCUGAAUUACUCCUCAACUCCAAGUUUGAUGUGAACUACGCUUUCGGACGAGUCAAGAGAAGUCUACUUCACAUUGCUACCAACUGUGGAUCAGUGGAGUGCCUGGUUCUACUGCUAAAGAGAGGAGCYAACCCUAACUACCAGGACAUCUCAGGCUGCACCCCUCUGCACCUGGCUGCCAGAAACGGACAGAAAAAGUGUAUGGGAAGACUACUAGAAUACAAUGCAGAUGUGAACAUCUGCAACAAUGAGGGACUGACAGCUAUCCAUUGGUUGGCUGUGAACGGGCGGACUGAGCUGCUUCAUGACCUGGUGCAGCAUGUGACUAAUGUGGAUGUAGAGGAUGCCAUGGGACAGACCGCCCUUCAUGUAGCCUGCCAGAACGGACACAAGACUACGGUGCAGUGCCUGCUGGACAGUGGAGCGGACAUCAACAGACCUAACUGCUCUGGGGCCACACCCCUCUACUUCGCCUGCAGCCACGGUCAAAGGGACACGGCACAGAUCCUUCUCUCUCGAGGGGCUAAGUACCUACCUGACAAGAAUGGAGUCACCCCUCUGGAUCUGUGUGUACAGGGUGGUUAUGAGACGUGUGAGAUCCUCAUCCAGCACCGGCAGCUGUUUCAGACACUCAUCCAGAUGACACAGAAUGAUGACAUCAAAGAGAAUAUGGUACAUAUUCUACUGUCUAUCUGUCUCCCUCUGUUAUUAGAGCAUGUUGUGAUCCUGACCAGUCUAGCAGAGGUGGCCACUACUAAUGGACACAAACUCCUCAGUCUCUCCAGUAGCUAUGAGGCUCAGAUGAAGAGUCUGCUGAGAAUCAUCCGGAUCUUCUGCCAUGUCUUCCGCCUGGGCCCUUCCUCUCCCAACAACGGGAAUGACAUGGGAUACAAUGGGAACAAGACGCAGCGUAGCCAGGUCUUUAAGCCGUUGGAGUUGCUGUGGCACUCUCUAGAUGAGUGGUUGGUGUUGAUCUCUACAGAGCUGGAGAAGAGCCACCAGGACCCCUCCAACUCCUCCUCCUCAGGGAGCGAGAUCGCCUCCCUCCUCCUCAAACAACGUGGCGAGGUCGACUCCGCCUCCAUCCCUGCCGUCUUCACGGUGGCACCGUCGCUGCCACCCUCCAUGCCCCUACCUCCUUUGCCGGACCCAGAGGUUAGCAAGAGGACCCCGGAGGUUCUUAUGGAAACGCCGGAGGUAUACGCGGACGGAGAGGAUGUCAUCUCUAUGACGGCCAAUCGGCUCAGCGCGGUGAUCCAGGCCUUCUACAUGUGCUGUUCCUGUCAGAUGCCACAGGGCUCCUGGUUAUGUAAGUCCAUAUUUAGCAGUAGCUGUGCGAUGGUCUCCAAAUCGACCAAUGAAAAGCUCAAACAGGGCAUCGCAGUACGAUUCCAUGGAGAGGAAGGAAUGGGCCAGGGCGUGGUGAGGGAGUGGUUUGACGUCCUGUCCAAUGAGAUCAUCAAUGCAGACUACGGCCUCUUUACCCAGUCAGCGGACGGCACCACGUUCCAGCCCAACAGUAACUCGUCAGUGAACCUUGAUCAUCUGAACUACUUCCGGUUUGCGGGUCAGAUCCUGGGGUUGGCUCUUUACCACCGUCAGCUGGUCAACAUCUACUUCACCCGCUCCUUCUACAAACACAUACUGGGCAUCCCAGUGAACUACCAGGARGUGUCGUCCAUCGAUCCAGAGUAUGCCAAGAAUCUGCAGUGGAUCCUGGACAACGACAUCAGCGACCUGGGACUGGAGCUCACCUUCUCUGUGGAAACAGACGUGUUCGGCGCCAUGGAGGAGGUGCCACUCAAACCUGGCGGGACUAGCAUCAUUGUCACCCAGGACAACAAGGCGGAGUAUGUCCAGUUGGUAACAAGAUUGAGGAUGACUCGAGCCAUCCAACCCCAGAUAAAUGCCUUCCUGCACGGGUUCCACACCUUCAUUCCCCCCUCCCUCAUCCAGCUCUUUGAUGAAUAUGAAUUGGAGCUGUUGCUGUCUGGGAUGCCAGAGAUCGAUGUGCAGGACUGGCACAGGAACACAGAAUACACCAGUGGCUAUGACCUGGAGGAACCUGUCAUCCAGUGGUUCUGGGAAGUGGUAGAAAGCCUUACCCAAGAGGACAGGGUCCUGCUGUUGCAGUUUGUCACUGGAGGGUCGCGAUGCUCCCGCGCCUCAGCUGGAUCGACAGGUUCCAGCAUCUUAGCAGAGGUGACCGGUCCGCUCCUGAUCCAUGGGAUCGUCAUCUCGGGCGGCAUCCUGCGGCUGGAGCCGCGCGUCAGGGAAGUGGCGCUGACGUGCUCUGCGGUGCUACGCCUCAGUCUCCCUUGUAGCUUUGUGCCAUACGAGCGGAUCCAGUGCGAGUCCCCAUCUCGCAGACACACCCUGCCGAAGCCUGUGUACAUGUGUUGUGAGACCCUCAGUGUGUACAUGUCGUGUGAGACCCUCAGUGUGUACAUGUGUUUGUACAUGUGUGUGAGACCCUCAGUGUGUAACAUGCGUGUGAGACCCUCAGUGUGUAUCAUGCGUGUGAGACCCCAGUGUGUACAUGUGGUGGUGAAGACCCUCAGUGUGUACAUGUUGGUGAGACCCUCAGUUGUACGACUGAGUGUGAACCCUCAGUGUUUACAUGCGUGUGAGACCCUCAGUGUGGUCAUGUGUGGAGACCCUCGGUUGUCAUGCAGGCCACACGCGGGAGAUGUGCACCCGAUCAACGAGGAGUAG
This is a messenger RNA of Salvelinus sp. IW2-2015, 3056 nucleotides long. The record is from RefSeq and is a predicted model, not a curated record. NCBI's taxonomy places the organism in Eukaryota, Metazoa, Chordata, Actinopteri, Salmoniformes, Salmonidae.